AUGUCUUGGUCCCCGCCUGCGCACGUCCUCGACGACGACCCUACAAUAUCUCCACCUCCUCCUCCGCCGCCGCCAUCCUCGGCGCUCGCGCCGGCGCUCAGCUCCGGGCUCGCCGAGGUCUGGGCAAACGGGUCCUUUUCCGACUGCCGCCUCGUGCCUCGGUCGGGAGAGGAGUUUGCCGCCCACCGGCUGGUCCUGUCGGCGCGGUCGGAGCACUUCCGCGAGCUGCUCGCGCCCACCGCCUCCGCCGUCACCGCCGCAGCGAUCCGCCUCUCUGUCGACGCCGAGAGGCCGCUGGUCGAGGCGGCGCUGCGGCACGUCUACCUGGAGGCUCCGCCGCCGGACGGGCUGUCGCACGAGGAGCUGCUCGCGCUGCGGGGUCUCUUGAUCAUGAAUGGAGGUUGCGACGGCGUGUCACCGGCGCUGCUACACGCGUCUGCCGACCCGGGCGCUGCGCCGCUCGUCGAGCUCCUCUUGUCGCGCGGCGUGGAGCCUCUCCGCGCGAGCAAGGCGCUGCUCGCCGCCGGGGCGUCACCAAACACCGCAGACUUCACCUCGGGGCAGAUAGCGAUAGCCGAGAGGCAGACGCCGCUGCAUCGGCUGAGCGACCAUGGCGGCGGCGCUGCGGCGGCGGAGACGCUGGCGGCGCUGCUCGACGCUGGGGCGCACAUCAACGACGGGCGUGGCCACACGCCGCUGCACCUCGCGGCGUGGCGAGGCCACUUCGGCCUCGCGCGCUCGCUCGUCGCCGCGGGCGCCUCUCCGAACGUCGCGUCCACGCCGCCCGGCGUGCGCGCCUUCGCCGCGCCCGUCCCCGACCCGUCCUCGACCCGCGCCAACCCGUUCGACGCAAACGCGGGUCCGAACCCCUUCGCCGCGGACGCGGCCUCGCCGGUGACGGAGGCGCUGGCCGAGCGAGCCGUCGUGGUCACGCCGCCUCGCGCCCAAGGCCUCGCCGCGGCGUGGAGCUCGCCUGACCCGGACACGCCUCUCAUCAACCCGUUCGAUGACGACUUUGGCCCGCCGCCGGGGGGUGUCGCGGAGCCGGAGGGCGGCACCAACGGGAACGGGAACCCUUUUGGGUAA
This is a messenger RNA of Emiliania huxleyi CCMP1516, 1086 nucleotides long. RefSeq lists its product as hypothetical. The coding region runs from base 1 to 1086 and encodes 361 amino acids. Gene Ontology annotation, molecular function: protein binding. NCBI's taxonomy places the organism in Eukaryota, Haptophyta, Isochrysidales, Noelaerhabdaceae. The transcript has 10 exons. The record is from RefSeq and is a predicted model, not a curated record. Gene Ontology annotation, cellular component: cytoplasm; nucleus.